AUGGACAAGCUGGUGAAGCCCGAUGUUGAAGAACUCAACCUUCACUUUACCAGAGGCCACAACUCCUCUGCCACCUUCAACCUAACCAACCUCAUGCACACCAUGUCCGUAGCGGUUAAUCUCACACCCACAAAUCCCUCUCUCUUCUCUUCCUCGCCACAGUUUUCUAUCGUCAAGCCUCUAUCCACUGCUUGCUUCAAGGUUUCCUUGGCUCGCCCCUGUGAUCUCCCGCCGGUGUCCUCGCCGCUUGACUCUGUUCUCGUCCGGUCCUCCAUGCUUCCCACCGGCAAGGCCACCCAGGAAGAUCUCCGCCGUAUAUUUUCACGGCCCGGCCCCAAUAUUUUCAAGGAUGCUAAGAUUCCAAUCUGUUUUGUUGGAGCUGAUGUCGUGGACUUCCUUCUUUCCCCUUCCUCUUCUAAUUCGUUAGAAACCAAUUUUCUACUCCCUAAGGCGAUUUCCUGGUGCCGGAAACCUCAGCUGAAUUCUCUGCUCAGAUCUGCGGCCAGGAGGGGGAAUUUCCACGCCGUUUCCGCGUUAAUUGAGGCCGGAGCAGAUGUAAACAGUAGGGAUUUCGACGGAGUCUCCGCCAUGGGGCUAGCGGUUGAGGCCGGAAGCAUUGAUUCGGUUGAGGUUUUGAUCCGGGCCGGGUACACGAUCGACAACAGAAUCGACCGGUUCUUACACCAAGCGGCGGCGAUUGACCGGGUGGACUUGAUGGAGAUCUUGUGUCUCGGCUACAUAGACAUCGAUUUCAACUCACUCGACUCCAGAAAUCAAACCGCGCUUCACGUAGCGGCAAUCCAAUCCCACGUCGAAUCCCUACAGUUUCUCAUAUCAGUAGGGUGCGAUCCCGAUCUCCAGGACGCUAACAAAUGGACGCCGCUUCACCACGCGGCGAACUCCGGCCAGAUCCGGGCGGUGGAGAUCCUGGUGAAUAGCUCCAAGCUAGCGAAGAAUCUUUUAACCAAAGACGGGAAGACCCCGUUUGAUGUUUCCGUGGAAAGGGGACACUCCGAUCUGUACGAUAUGUUGCGGCUGGGAGAUGCGUUGCACCGAGCGGCUAGGACUGGGGACGUGGGGGGUCUGAGCAAAUGCUUGGCGGAGGGGGCUAACGUGAACGGGAGGGAUCAGAACGGGUGGACUCCCCUGCACAGGGCGGCUUUCAAGGGCCGGCUCGAGUGCGUUAAGGUGUUGCUGAAACAUGGCGCUAAGGUUGACCCGGUGGAUGAUUGUGGCUACAUGCCUUUACAUCAUGCCAUUGAAAUGGGACACAGACAGAUCGCGUUGUAUUUAAUCGCUCAUGGUGCCAAACCCAAUUUCAAGGGACUUAAGCUCGCGGGAACCCAUCAUUCCCUUUCUGUAAAUUCUUUCUAG
This is a messenger RNA of Ipomoea nil (Japanese morning glory), 1374 nucleotides long. Its product is annotated as ankyrin repeat, PH and SEC7 domain containing protein secG-like. Gene Ontology annotation, molecular function: protein binding. The record is from RefSeq and is a predicted model, not a curated record. NCBI's taxonomy places the organism in Eukaryota, Viridiplantae, Streptophyta, Magnoliopsida, Solanales, Convolvulaceae. The transcript has a single exon. Bases 1 to 1374 code for a protein of 457 amino acids.